Molecule: messenger RNA, 221 nt
Organism: Acaulospora colombiana
Lineage: Eukaryota; Fungi; Glomeromycota; Glomeromycetes; Diversisporales; Acaulosporaceae
Source: the annotation of a GenBank genome assembly
GAAUUCCUGGAGGUUCCGCACAAGAUCCGGUCGGCAUGCCGAGUAAUGAACGACCAAAGCGUCCACUUGGGGAUAGAAAAAUAGGAGGGCAACAACCAUCGCCGCCAUCUACCUUAAAUAACCAACAACCACUUCCGCAACAACCGCCUCAACCACAUCAAAAUGCUGGACAUUCCAUAGAGCAAGCUCCCCCCGGCUCCAUCGGCUGCCCACCUACCUGA